CGCGUCACGUGAUAGAGAACUUCCCCGGUCCGUUUGUCUGUGGGCGGCUGUCAACAGUUUAUCCGCUUGGUCUUUUUAACCCCGAAAAAGCACUACACACUUCGUUUUUCUUUUAUAAUUGCCUUCUCAAGUUUCUGCGACCAUUUAUAACAUUGCACGGCCCUUUUAACGCGAGAGAGCAAUCUCCAUUGUCCUUCUUAGCACCGGAACGAGCUGUUCAUUUCGAAGCGGCGAUAAUGCGACGGUCAAAUGGCGAGAACGGAGGCUCAACCAAAACUUUCAUAGCCAGCGUAUCCCUCAUUCAAGUUCUUGGGAUAAUUGCCAUCGUUUUGACAGGGAUAUGGAUGGGGAAAUACCGCGGAGGAUUCGCAUGGGAUGGAAGUGGACAGCAGUUUAAUUAUCACCCAGUUUGCAUGGUUAUAGGCCUCGUGUAUUUGUACAGCGAAGCCAUGAUCGUGUACAGAGUCUUCCGCAAUGAGACAAAGUACACUGUAAAAUUGGUCCACUUUGCACUACAACUGGUUGCGUUCUUUGUUGCUGUGUUUGGUCUGAAAGCUGCCUUUGACUUUCACAACAAGCAAGGCUUCCCCAACAUGUACUCACUACAUAGCUGGCUUGGACUGUGCACUGUGCUCCUGUUUACAUUCCAGCUUGUAGGUGGAUUUGUAAGCUUCUUAUAUCCAAAGCUGCCUGAUGCUCCUCGUGCCUCGUACCUCAAGGUUCAUGUGUUUUUUGGUGUCUUCGUGUUUGUGUUGGCUGUGACUACUUGCCUGACAGGGAUGACUGAAAAAGCUCUAUUCUCCAUUCCGAAAACCUACUCCAAAUUUGUACCUGAAGGUGUGCUGAUUAAUACGCUGGGGAUUGUGCUUAUUCUACUGGCUGCCAUCACCGUAUUUGUGGUUACCAACAAAGAUUUCCAGAGAGAAGAACCAACAGCAGAACAAGUUGCUCUUAUCCAGAACUCAGAUGAGAAGUAGAUACUUCUUUACACUCACAUUAGCAGGGGAGGGAAGCACUCCCAAAAUAUUUGUGUUAGAUGUUGACAUUCCAUAUCUUACCGAACCCCCAUGAUAUAUUUUCUGUUACUACCUUUUAACUAAACUCUACCCACUGUGUUAUCAUUUACCAUUCCAUUUUAAUAAUUCCGUUUUUAUUUUCAAGUUUUGUUGAGAGGGAAACAAUGGUCAAUGGUUUCAAUGUCUGCCAUAAAUGAAUAUCAAAUGUAUCAUAACCAAAAUAGUAUACAUUUUUCUUAUUUUUUUAAAUGAAGCCAUUCUCAGUGAAGAAUGCAAUAUUUAUCUUGCAAUAUUCAUAGAUGCAAUACAUGGACUGUGCCUUGGUUAAAGGGCUUAGGAAACAAAUUAAAGGUAUUCUUGUUCAUAAAAGAUGGCUUUAGUGGCAGCAAAGCAAUGUUCAUAACUAAUAUUAUACCAAAGUGGAAAAAAGCCAAAAAUAUAAAUCAAACACACUGUCUACAGUUUAAAGUACAUAGUCUGGGUUUAUAUUUUUUCAUUAUUUAUCCAGGCCCCUUUUGCUUGAUGCAGCCCAUUUAUGUAAAUAUCUAUGCAAUAUUUAUGUGAAUUUAUUUUUCUAAUUAAGAAAUGCUGUAUUUAUGUGAAUAUCAGAUGACAUUGACUUCUCUGUGUUUUAUUUUGAACAUUGUCAUUCUCAGGGAAGAGUACAAUAUUUAAUGUCACAAAUUAGCAUCUAUGUUCACUACAUACUUUUGCUAUGAAGCAAGUUAGUUUUUUGUAUGUGAUAAAAGAAGUAUUAAGAGCCCUAGAAUGGGCAGUUUGAUUUAGCAUGAAAAGUGUGAAGGGCUAAACAAUAUGUAGUAUCUACUUUGAAUGAAUUUCCGAUUAUCCAAGCUAAGGUUUUCGGGGCUCACUUUAUCUUACAGUGUCAUACAUAGAAAUAAUAAAAUAACAAAGCAGUCCUCUCUAUUUGGGACCACUCACACAGGCAUUAUUUCCAGUCCUUCUCUCUGUCCUGCCCUGUUUUUGUCUAAAAUGGGUUGGGGGGGAUGCUCCCCCUGGAUGCAGCACUUUCAUUACAUUACAAACAUCAUUGAUUGUAACCAUAAUGAUAACUUCAAAAAGAGUAAGACUUAUCCGGCAAUGGGGGGUAUACACACAGUUAUUGGUGUAGUGCUCGUUUGACACCACAAAGGACUCCGCUUCACACCACAGGGCAUGUUAGAUAAGGGCAGCUAUGAAUUGUAAGCAAUUAGGUGAUAAAAUUUAUGUGGUGAUAAGGCAGUGUUUGUUGAAUACCCUGAGUGUGAUAGGUUUUUGACUCAGUGCACCUUAAAAUUUCAAGCCCCCCAUUAUCUUCCCUCCCCCCUCAGGGCAUUAAAUGAACACUCUAAUUAACCAAAAUAUUUUUGUAAUAAGGGUAAGACAUGAAAAUAAAUGAUGAUGAUGCAUGUA
Messenger RNA from Nematostella vectensis (starlet sea anemone), 2429 nucleotides. RefSeq names its product transmembrane ascorbate-dependent reductase CYB561. The transcript has 4 exons. NCBI's taxonomy places the organism in Eukaryota, Metazoa, Cnidaria, Anthozoa, Actiniaria, Edwardsiidae. The record is from RefSeq and is a predicted model, not a curated record. Gene Ontology annotation, molecular function: oxidoreductase activity. The coding region runs from base 237 to 977 and encodes 246 amino acids.